GGUGCAUGCAUGUACGGUUAGGGUUAACCCAAGAUUUGCCACGGCAACGUGGUUGUUUUUGCUUAAUAAGAAACCCUUUAGCCCUGGUUUAUGCAUAUGUCAGCUUAAUCUACAUUUCUAAUCUUACAUUUAUUUAUAUUCUGUGUGCAUGAUUGGAAUCAAAUCAUCAACAGUAAAUUAAGUGGAUAAAUGUUUGAAAUGUAGUGGAACAGAAGUAAUGUCACGUUCUGUCGUCCAUGUCAUUUUAUUGUGACUUAUUUUUAAGUCUUUUUCGUUCCUGUGUGCACUUUACUUUUCUCCUCUUCUCUCCCUAAUUCCUCAGUGUAUAUAACCACUCCCUCUUCCUUUGUCUGAUUGUGAGUUCGUCGUCAUCCGUUGUCAGAGUGAUAUGUGUUUUUUGAGCUCUCCCCUUGUUUUUGAUUCUCGGCAGUGGAUUAUUUGCACGUCCGUGCUACAGUGAUUCUGUUAAUCUCUACUUCCUGGUCCAGUCUGUGUCCUGUUCCAUGAUGAUCCCACGCCUGCACUCCACCAUCGAUGCGCAGCACGCCGCCCCGACUUCUCAGGUGACUCAGACGACUGUCGCCCUUUUUUGACCAAGUGCCGUAUUCACUUAGAGCUUAAUCCUGCUGCUUUUCCCACUAAACGGACUAGAGUUGCAUAUGUCAUCGCGCAUCUGAGGGACAGAGCUGAAGCAUGGGCUAUUGCUGAGUGGGACAGACAGACCAGCAUUUGCCACUCAGUUGAUGACUUCAUGGACACGUUACGUAAGAUCUUCCACCAUGUGGCAUCUGGUAGAGAGCCGGCCAGGUCCUUGGUCAGUCUACGACGGGGCACAUCCGGUUCAGGACUCAGAAUGAGCCAGUGCUCAUUGACGCCUUCCUGCAUGCCCUGAGUCCAUGUCUACGAGAUGGACUCAUUCCUCUGGAUAUUCCCGAUGACCUCGAUUCACUUGUCAGCCGUCUUUGUCUCCAGGAGCAAGUCAGCGAUCGCCGUGCAGGCGCUCUCUCUCCUUGUCCCUGAGAAACUUGUGACCUCAGCUGCCACUCUGAGAUUCCUCGUCCACUUCCCACUGCACGCUUCAUGCCUGAAACCUCCAUCUCCGGGAGACCUAAGCAGGUUGGUCGACCCACCUCGACCCAGCCGAACGCAGUCGCCGCCUUUUUGGGGGGCUCUGUCUGUACCACGGAGGUAAGGGCCAUCAAAGGGGGGACUAUCUGGUAAAAGGACCAGGCUCACCAGUAAAGAGAGCACUGGUGAGUCCCACUAUUCUCCAUCACCACAUCCCACAGUCAGCAUAUUGUCAACGCCCUCAUCGGCUCAGGAGCCCAUGCAAGCUUCAUUUCUGAACGCCUGGUCAAGGAACUAAAGAUCAAGCUUCAGUUGCUGUCUCCACCACCUCACUGCACAGUUCCUGUUCGUUUAGUGUUCCCGGAUGGACAUAUGGAGAAUAUCCAGCUCCACAUUCUCGGGGGUUCCAUCCACCAGCUCAUCCUGGGGCAUCCCUGGCUCUAGCGCCACAACCCCAUCAUCAACUGGUUCAAUAAAACCAUUAUCAAUUGGGGGAAGGGCUUCAACCGGGGGUGUAUCUCACCUGUCUCUUUGUCUUCUCCUUUUAGAUCCCCGCUGGUUGCUGCAACGUCUCUCCCAGUCACAGCCACAGACCUGUCCCAGAUUCCAUCCUGUUACCACGAUUUUGGUGCUUGGUUGGGGGCAUGCUUCUAAGUGGUCUUGCCAUUCGGUAGGAUCGUGUCCCGCUCAACUUGUGGGUCGGCGCUUCUGGUGGCCGGGGAUGCACCGUGACGUCAGGGAAUUCGUGGCAGUGUGUAAGUCUUCCCAUGCCCAGCCUCAUAGAAAACUCCUUCCUCUGCCCAAGCAUGGCGGAAGCUGCUGUCUUCUGACCACCGUCGCUCCGUGGCUCUUCCCUACCACCCGGGAUCUCCAUCUGCGUCACCCCUGCAAAAAGCUGUCUCCCCGCUUCAUUGGCCCCUUCCCCAUCAAGACACAGGGGACUUUGAAAUGCAAGCUGUCACACAGACACUGCACCACUCAGUCUGGAGGUGAUCACUUAAGGUAACUUAAAGGGAUAACAAUAAUAAAGUCUUGCCAAGAAUAUAAUGAAAUGAUCAAUAGCGUUCUCAUGUUGAGAUGUACCUGGCUGUAGACAACUGGGCGCACAUCUGUACCCCCCUCUCUGUUAAUGUUGUUUACGCUAUUUACAUUAUUAAAAAUGAGAGCUAUGAAAAUAAGUUAAAUACCUGACUGUUAUAGGUAACGAUUUAUUACUUUGAGUCAAUAAUUAAGAUCAACAUCUGAUACAGAGGUACUGCAGUAUGGAGGUCCGCUGUACUGACGGUACUUUUCCUCAGAGUUGGUGUUGUGUCAUAAUAAACAACUUGUGUGUAGAUUUUGGGUAAAACAAACCAUAACCUUCACUGUUUUGAAUAAAGAAAAAUGCAAUUUAAAUGGAUCGUGAACUGAUUCACUGUUUUCCUGUGAAAACCAAUAAACAAUGAAAAAAAAUGAGUCUAGGGUAUCAAUGCAGACUUUUCAUUAAUCGCCAUUUCUGUUCUCUGUGUGUCAGUGAGAUAAACUGUUUAAACAAAUGUUAAAUAAAACCAUUUCACGUUCAAGUUAAAGUUGUCUAUUCAGCUUCAAAAUGCAC
Molecule: messenger RNA, 2662 nt
Organism: Solea senegalensis (Senegalese sole)
Lineage: Eukaryota; Metazoa; Chordata; Actinopteri; Pleuronectiformes; Soleidae
Exons: 3
Coding region: 1433-2074 (213 amino acids)
Source: RefSeq, a predicted model, not a curated record